This is a messenger RNA of Elephantulus edwardii (Cape elephant shrew), 1290 nucleotides long. RefSeq names its product homeobox B3 (gene HOXB3). Gene Ontology annotation, cellular component: nucleus. Gene Ontology annotation, biological process: regulation of transcription by RNA polymerase II. NCBI's taxonomy places the organism in Eukaryota, Metazoa, Chordata, Mammalia, Macroscelidea, Macroscelididae. Bases 1 to 1290 code for a protein of 429 amino acids. The record is from RefSeq and is a predicted model, not a curated record. The transcript has 2 exons. Gene Ontology annotation, molecular function: DNA-binding transcription factor activity, RNA polymerase II-specific; RNA polymerase II cis-regulatory region sequence-specific DNA binding.
AUGCAGAAAACCACCUACUACGACAAUACCGCUGCUGCACUCUUCGGAGGCUAUUCCACGUACCCAGGCAGCAAUGGCUUCGGCUAUGAUGGGCCCCCCCAACCCUCUUUCCAGGCGGCCACGCACCUGGAGGGUGAUUAUCAGCGCUCAGCAUGCUCACUGCAGUCCCUGGGCAAUGCUGCCCCACAUGCCAAAAGCAAGGAGCUCAAUGGCAGCUGCAUGAGGCCCAGUCUGGCCCCUGAACCCCUGCCCGCCCCACCCGGCUCACCCCCACCCAGCGCUGCACCCACCAGUACCACUAGCAACAGCAAUAACGCCUCCGGAGGGCCCAGCAAAAGUGGCCCCCCCAAGUGUGGCCCUGGCUCCAACUCCACCCUCACCAAACAGAUAUUCCCCUGGAUGAAAGAGUCGAGGCAAACGUCCAAGCUGAAAAACAGCUCCCCCGGCACAGAGGGCUGCGGCGGUGGCGGAGUUGGCGGUGGCGGUGGAGGUGGAGGCGGCGGCGGUGGGGGUGGUGGCGGCGGGGGAGGAGACAAAAGCCCCCCCGGGUCGGCGGCGUCCAAGCGGGCGCGGACCGCGUACACGAGCGCGCAGCUGGUGGAGCUGGAGAAGGAGUUCCACUUCAACCGCUACCUGUGCCGGCCGCGCCGCGUGGAGAUGGCCAACCUGCUGAACCUCAGCGAGCGCCAGAUCAAGAUCUGGUUCCAGAACCGGCGCAUGAAGUACAAAAAGGACCAGAAGGCCAAGGGGCUGGCCUCGUCGUCGGGGGGCCCUUCCCCCGCCGGCAGCCCCCCACAGCCCAUGCAGUCCACCGCCGGCUUCAUGAACGCCUUACACUCCAUGACGCCCAGCUACGAGAGCCCGUCCCCGCCUGCCUUCGCCAAGGCCCACCAGAACGCCUACGCGCUGCCCUCCAACUACCAGGCCCCUCUCAAGGGCUGCGGCGCCCCGCAGAAGUACCCCCCAACCCCGGCUCCCGACUACGAGCCCCACGUCCUCCAGGCCAACGGGGGCGCUUAUGGGACGCCCACCAUGCAAGGCAGCCCUGUGUAUGUGGGCGGGGGCUACGCGGAUCCGCUGCCGCCCCCUGCCGGCCCCUCCCUCUACGGCCUCAACCACCUUUCCCACCACCCCUCGGGGAACCUGGACUACAACGGGGCGCCCCCUAUGGCCCCCAGUCAGCACCACGGACCCUGCGAUCCCCACCCCACCUACACAGACCUCUCCUCUCACCACGCGCCUGCUCCUCAGGGUAGAAUCCAAGAAGCGCCCAAACUAACACACCUGUGA